This is a messenger RNA of Diatraea saccharalis (sugarcane borer), 3843 nucleotides long. The record is from the annotation of a GenBank genome assembly. Lineage: Eukaryota; Metazoa; Arthropoda; Insecta; Lepidoptera; Crambidae.
AUGGAUUUCGUAGAUACUAUACCUGUAACAUUUAGGGAAAUAACUCCUAAUUAUAAUAUCCCAGAAAAAUGGAAGGAAAUCUCUCUAAAUACCGGUGGCACACAUAGUACUUUGCAGGAUAUAAAACUUCCACAAAAGGCUGGAGGCUACUGGUAUAAAGAUUCAUUGAAGGCUAACACUAGAAACAGAUUUAUAUCUUGGCAAACCACUCCUGAUUCUAUUGAAUUGUCUGAAGCAUCACUUGAUGUCAAUUUAUCAGGAAGUUAUAUAAAAUGUAAGGUGGCCCCAGGGACUCCACCAUUGAACAAUAUAACUAUAUAUGAACGCCCAGCCACCAAAGAAAUAGUUAUCUUAGCAGCCACUGUCUCCUCAGUCCACAGACUAAUAUUCCCUCAUCCUGAGGUAUUAGAGAAAAAGUCUGCCUAUGGGUCUGUGUGUUCAUCAUCUCCAUCAAUAUUUAAUGACACAAGUGCCAUCAACAAUCCAAAUAAUUACUUUAUUUUAAACCAGUAUUCAAAUGCAACUACAGGGAUUGCCCACACAUGUGCAUCACUUUUGCGUGAUAAUGGUGAAGCACUUUUUGCAUUGGCCUAUGGUCUUAGUGGUGAGGGAGGUCUUUUGUUGGUACGAUUGCCAGUAUCAGGCUCAGCAGUGACUGUUCCUCUUAAACGGGAAUCGGCAGUACCUAGAUUCUUAUCAGGAAUUACUGGUGCUUUAAGAGGGAAAAGUAGUGAAGGGCUUGAAAUCUAUGGCGUCGUUCUUACUCCGAGCUUGGCAGUUGCUGUGUGUGGGGACACGUGCUUGCGUGCCUGGCAGCUGGACGACGGAGGCGCGCCGGCCGCUGUCUCCACUCCUCUUUUACAAACUGUAGCUAGGCCUAAACCACCUCCACAUGGACAUACAUUGCAGAAAAGUUUUUUGCCAGAUGGAAGCUUAAUGUUGGUUGCUUAUCUCUCUUUUCCCGAUGAAUGUGAGUUUGUUGUGAUGAAGAUGCAUGAUUCCGGAGCGGGCAUCAAAUUUUCACAUAUUUGCCGUAUUUUUGGACCACAGUUGGAUUUAUUGGAUUAUUCUAUUGGGUAUGGCGACGGCGGCAACGUCAUUUGGGCAUUGUGGAGUCAACCGGAUGGCGAAACAGUAAUCACAAGUAGCGCACUGGGCGCGGAGGUAUCUUGGCGCGCGGUAGCCGGACGUGAAUCGGCGCCUCCGCUGCCGCAGCUGCCCUCGCAUCAUCACUACCGCGACCGUCUAUUCGCGCCCGGUCUAUUCCCGCCCGCAGUUAUACGGAAAGCUCUUGUGAUAUAUCGUCGUACCUGGGGCAGCAAUGAGACUGCUCUAGAAGGUGAUCUUAGUGAAUCCGCAAUUAACGCAGUGCAGUUUCGCCUUAGGCAACUCACAGCACGUGCCUCUUCUCCUGAUCAUUCGCACCUUAUGCAUAAAUGCUGGUCUGAACUGUAUAGUUGGUGUAUGCAAUAUAUGGAAGGCUUGCAGAAACCACUAGGACUUAUGGUUUCAAGAAACUAUAACGAUUUAGAAAAUGGAUGGUGGUGCGCUGUAGUGCGUCGGGCUGGAGUUUCAUUUGUACGAGAAUUGGAACCGUUAGAGCGAAUGAUGCUUUCACCCGAUUCCACGUUACUGGAUGCCGGUUUAGGUGGUGGUGGUGAGUUGUCGUCGUGCGCGGUGCGCGUGGUGGCGGCGGGCGCGUGGUGGGAGCGCGCCGCCACGCUAGAGGGCGCGCGGGAGCUGGAGCGCCGCCUGUUCGCCGCCGCCGCGCCGCAGCACCGACUGCUGCCGCGCCUGCUGCAUCUGCUGCAGGCGCCGCCGCCCACCGCGCAGCACGCCGCGCCCGCGCCGGUAUUAACACCGCAGCAAGUGGAUGAAUUAACUACAAUAUUGGAACCCAUCAAAGAUCUACAGAAUGCAGUUCUGGAAUUGAAUGACGCUUUGAGGUUGGAUGUACCGGAUAUAGAUACAUCGAAAAAUGACGAAGAAGAAAGUAAUGAAUACGACAACUUGUUUGCUAGCGAUCUCGGUGUGUCCGUGGUCACGGAAGCUAUCCGCCAAAUGGCAGAAAUGAGGUCUCGGGUAGUAAGGGGGGCAUUAGCAGCGCUGGGCGUUGCUAGGGGCGCGGGCGGGGUCCCCGGCGCGGGUCACUGCGCAGUUCACUGGCAGGCGUAUCGCGCGCUACUGUGGCUACGGGCCGCCUCGUUGCAUCGACCUGCGUCUGGCUCCGCGGAAGCGUUCCGUCUCAAGUUGAGCGCACUGGGUGCGGACGCGGGCGCGGGCGAUAUGGGCGUGGUUGCGGGGGCGGAGUGCGGAGUGGUGGGGGCGUAUGCGAGGGGCGCGGGGGGGCGUCGGGCGAGGGCGCACCUAGCCGCCGCCCGGGCCCCGCUACUAUGGCACCAAGCAUUGCCGCUGCUGGCUUACCAUCUCGCUCACCAACUCUGGGCUGUGAGUGGAGGUUUCGAGUUUGGUUGGUGGUUGGCUACUAUCAACCAGCCACGGCUAGUUCAAAGCUAUGUUGCAAUGUUAGAACCGUGGUGUGAAUGGAAUGCGUGUUCACGGCAAUUCAUCUUGGGUUUAUCGUUACUCGACUUAGAAGAUACUGAAGGCGCAUAUACAGCUUUUUGCAAAGCGGCAAAAGGAGUCAGUACUGAACCUUUUUUGAGACAGCUAGUGGCUACACCUGACGCUCGCCUCACACAACAUCAAGCACUAGUACUAUAUUAUAUGAAGGUAAUAAAACUUUUCGAGAUACACGACGCCGGCGCGUGCGUGGUUCGUCUUGCUGAGACCGCCAUCAGCAUCGCUGACAAAGAUGACCCCAAUUUGGCGAUGUUCCAGUGGCUGGUAUUCAAGUGGCAUUUAUCAGGUGGUCGCGUGGAACGUGCACUGAGUGCCGCCGCCGCCAAUCCAGCGCCCACGGCACGUGCCGCUGCCGCUGCUACAUUACUUACUACACUGGCGUCCCGUAAGCAGCUGGGCGCGCUAGUGUCGUGCACCGCGCUCGCUGACGAGACGGAGAAGGCGGCGGCGGCUCGGGCCAAGUUGCACGACGCGCACACCGACAAUCCGUACUACGACUUCUUGUACGCGUUGCACGUGUCUAGACACCACUACCGGAAAGCGGCGGCGGUUAUGUACGAGCGGGCGGCCCGGUGCGCGGCGGAGCGCGGGGCGGCGGGCGGGGCGCGGCGGCGUUGCCUGGCGGCGGCGCUCACGUGCCUGCGACUAGCGCGCCCCGAACACGCCUUCCUCGCGAGACCCGACCCGCAUGCCACCGCCACCCCAACCGCCACACCGGCCCAACACUCGCCCACCAAUAAGAGUGUACAGAUUAUCGGCCCAGAAGAAUUAGCUGCUGAAUUACGAGAAGAGGAUCCGGAUUCAUUGAAUCCUGUACAAGAAGCUUUGCUCAGGAAUGAAAAUAUCGAUUUCGAUAAACUAUAUCCUCACCUGAAAGAUGCCGAUGCGGACACAUUAUUGGCUGUGACCAAAAGAGUGAUGAGCACUGGACAGUUUUUGCCUCAUUGGUUUCUUCAACGAUACAUGGUGGUGGACAGUAGCGGUUGCAUCCGCGCGUUGUACACCGGCGGUCGUUGCGCGGAGGCGGCGACGGCGUGCGCGCGGGCGGUGCGCGCGGAGAUGGCCGCGCUCCGGCCGCUGCCGCCCGCCCCGCGCGCCGCGCCCCUCGCCCUCGCCGCCCAACUGCUGCGAGACCUGGCACACCACACGCAACAACCAUACGUGCGACAGGUGUACGAAGAAUUGGAUACCGUCGUGAAAGAAUAUGUUGAGGUUGUUAUAAGAACAUCUAAAGAUAUGAAACUAGCUGCGGCGCAAUGA